GCCACAAUAAACGCCGCAGCUAGGGAACAGGCUGCCACACCAGCCAGGGCAUUAGAGAUGUCUUCUGCGGCAGCAACAUCCUCGGUUGCGUGUUCAUCUGCGACCAAUGGGAAUAUGUUGGGAAUGCCAACAAGUUCCACGGGCACUUCCAGUUUAAUGGGUUCUCGACAGUCUACUAGUCAAAUGGCGGGCUCGCAGUUCAGCCCAUUGACCCCACGUGAGAGGGAGCUCAGAGAGAUCCAACAGGUCGAGAGGCUCCGCCAGAAGUUAGAGGAGGACCUGAAAAAGGCAACCAAAAGGGAAAGAGAGAUAAAACGUAGAGCAGCCAGGCUUGAAGCGUUAGAGACUGACAAGGCUGAGUUAGAGGGAUUAGAUGAAUCAGGUUUGUCUGAACCCUUGAAAGUGUUGAAGAACAACAUGUUGUCGCUGCAUGCGCACGUGGACAGCAGGUUGGACUUCAUGCAGAGCACUUUGGACCAGAUCGUGGACAUUUUGACAAGGCCAGGAUUUAGGCCACCAGCGCAAUCGCCGUUGCCGUUAUCGGCGAUGUCAGGACCCUUUCCGGUUCAAGCUGGUACACAACCAAGUGGUACGUCUGCAGCAGUCGCACAGACUGUUGCAUCUUCUUCUUCGGGUCCAGCGGUGAUUGCUACGUCACCGCAACAACUUGUUCAGCAAUCUGGACAGCCGCAAGGUCAGUGGUACCCUAAGACCCCAAUGAAACCACCUCUUGCCUUCUCAAGCGAGAGAAAGGAUGAAGAACUCAACACAUGGUUGAGGACGGUCCCGGUUUGGGUGAAGGCGAAAAGGACCUUGCCUGAGGACGAAGUGGUAACUGUGGCAUCUUACCUCGAGGGUAAGGCAGCCAAGUGGCUAGAUGGAGUAGUUGUAAAGGCCGGGUACGGGCGACGCAUGGCGGACUGGGCUAGGUCUCUGACGUUAGACCAAUUCAUGGAAAUGGUAGAAGCUCGAUGGCAUAAUCCACAAGAGGUGCAAGAGGCCACUGAUGCCAUUAACAAACUAGACCAACGCAAGUUCAAGUCGGUUAGAGAGCUUACGACUACCGUUGAGAGCUUGAUCCUCGUUCCAGGCAUCAACUCCAGUGACCAGUUCCUGUUGACUACUUUUGUCAGAUGUCUUCCAGAGAACAUCAAGAACUUGCUGGCCAGCGAGGCACGCACAGAGUACCAUUCGUUUGAGACAUUGUCUAGGAAGGCUUUAGAUUUGGAGGCCACUCUAGGUAAUGCUCAACCCACCUCACAGAAUGACUCAAAGAAGAAGAAGAGUUCUCAGGAGUGGAAGAAGAAGGGAGCAAAGUUGAUGAUGGUCGAGUCUGAUGGGACUCAAGCUGAGAUUGACGAACUCUCUGACCUGAUGGACUAUUCAGAGUAUGACAGCGAGGAGAUAGUUGAGGGUAGCACCCUCGCCGCGGUAGUCAACACUAAGGCAGGUGGCCGAGGGAAGGGCCAACCUAGGAGUCAAGGAAAGGCUGUCUCCAAUCAGACCAAGCAGGCUAAAUGGGUGAAGGCAGGUCUUGACCAAGACGGAAUACGGACACUCGCAAUACAAGUGCCAGAACGCAAAGGUUACGCAAAAGAUACCUCCAAAGAUGGGGGCAUCUUAUUCCCAGGCUUCAAGCUCGGGAAACGCGUGAGGCCAGUGGAAGUUUUAGCGGCUUCUACUCAAGAUGACGUGGGCUUGAUACCCUCCCCACUUCAUGACAAGGCCGAAGCUAAUGACUCCUUAGCCACCCCGCAGACACAACUAGACCAAACUAUGCUCUGUACGUUAGAUGUGUCUGAGGCCUUAGAAGACUUAGAAGGUGAGUGGUCAAACAAGGACCCUCGCGAGUCUUGGGUGGCACUGAAGAAAGGUCCUAGAGGGGAACAUUUCGUGGUGGAAGUGGAUGUAGGAGGCCGCAAAUGUGGUGCCUUCAUUGACAUCGGAUCCACGCGAAAUUACAUAAGUCGCGAUUGUUUGGAAAGGCUGCACCUACAGGACCGGGUACGGCACCUUAGUAGACCAGUAGCAUCUACUUUGGCCAACAAAGAGCGCAUGAUUGUAACAGACUAUAUCAAGGACGUAGUUUGUACCUUCUACUAUGGAGGAGGAAAACUUAACCAUAAGAUCUCGUUCUUAGUUAGCGACAACUUACCAUUUGACAUGUUAUUAGGCAUGUACUACCUCGAAGUUGCUAAGCCCCAGUUUGACUGGGAUAAGAAGGUGCUUAAGCAUAAGUUGCCCGAUGGCCGAACUGUCAGGUUGACUAAGUUCAAGGCCAGUAGCAUUAUAGAUACCUAUGGCUGCUUGUGCGCAUCAGCGUUCUACAAUUACUAUAAGCAAAACGAGGAGGGUAUGUACCUUGUGUAUGUCUCUGAGAAAGGGGAGGCCGUUAAAACACCCCCAGAGAUAGAACGUGUCGUUGCUAAGUUCCCUGAUCUGUUCAAAGAGCCCACAGGAGUUGUUGAAAGGGAAGUCGUCCACGCUAUAGAAAUCAUUCCAGGGAGUAAAACCCCAAAGGGAAGGAUCUAUAGGAUGGCCCCCGCCGAGUUAGAUGAACUUCGGCGACAGCUUAAGGAGCUGACRGAGAAGGGWUGGAUUCRGCCUAGUACUUCCCCUUACGKAUCACCCGUKCUAUUCGUACCAAAGAAGGGGGGUACUUUGAGGAUGUGCAUUGACUAUAGAGGCCUCAAUGCCAUCACAGUGAAGAACGCAGAGCCUCUACCUCGCAUAGACGACCUAUUGGAUAGGGUGCAGGGAUGCAAGUACUAUAGUAAGAUAAACUUGAAAUCCGGAUAUCAUCAGAUCGCAAUAAGACCUGAGGACCAACACAAGACAGCCUUUCAGACCAGAUACGGCCUGUAUGAGUUUGUAGUGAUGCCCUUUGGUCUUUGCAAUGCACCGGGUUCAUUCCAGCACGCUAUGAAUCGGAUCUUCCAUGACCAUUUAGAUAAGUUUGUCGUGGUCUACUUAGACGACAUCCUGAUCUUUAGUAAGUCUGCCGAGGAGCAUGCACAGCAUGUUGAGACGGUACUUUCACUCCUUCGACAACACAAGUAUAAGGUCAACUUAGAGAAGUGUGAAUUCGGUCGCACUAAGAUACUAUACUUGGGUCAUGAAGUAUCCGCGGAAGGGAUAAGGCCGCAAGAUGCGAAGGUGGCUAGUAUUCGAGACUGGCCACGACCUCAGACAAUCACUAAGGUAAGAUCAUUCUUAGGAAUGUGCGGCUACUAUAGAAACUUCGUAAAGAACUAUUCUACAGUCGCCUCUCCUUCGACUGAUCUAACUCGACUUGACACACCGUGGGACUGGAGUGAUGAGUGCGAAACUGCUUUCAAACGAUUGAAGCAUGCACUCAUGAAUCAUGAAGUUCUCAUGGUUCCCGAUCCUCAGAAGCCAUUCAUAGUGACCAUUGACGCAAGCCAAUGCGGCAUUGGUGCAGUGCUGACUCAACAGGAUGGGAAAAAGUUGAGACCGAUUGAGUACAUGAGCAAGAAGAUGCCAUCGAAGAAGUUGGCAAAGUCCACCUACGAAAGGGAACUCUAUGCUCUAUACAAAGCACUUGUCCAUUGGAGGCACUUCCUAUUGGGAAGAGCAGACUAUCUAGGUGCGCUAGUUUCUGACUUUGGCAUAUCGGAAGAAGUAACUCAAUCAUUGGUGGGAGCCUAUCAAGAAGACCCUAUCACGAUGGACAUCAUUCGCAAACUUCUGGCAAAAGACAAGGCCACAGAAAGGAAUCACCCCGAAGCAAACGGACAGGCCGAGCAAAUGAACAGAGUUGUACAGCACUUGCUCAGGCAUUACAUCAAGCCCAGCCAGGAUGACUGGGAUGAGCAGUUGCCUCUCAUCGCCAGCUUGUACAACAAUGUUGUCCACAGCAGUACCGGCGUUGGUCAUAACCAGCUACACUUGGGAUGGAAGCCUAGAUCAGCACUAGACUUCCUCCUACCUGAAAACCGACCUGUUGCAACUCCAGGCACACUAGAGUAUGGUGUGCAAUAUGAGAAGUUGCUGCAAGAGACUGUCGAGCAUAUGAAGAAAGCUCAGCAAGCAAUGAUUGCUUCUGAGAAUCAACAUCGUAGACAGUCCACAUUUCAGGUAGGAGAACGAGUCUGGGUCAAGGCUAGUGAGUUAGGACAGGAGUUCGGAAUCUCUCGCAAACUAAUGCCUCAGUACUUUGGUCCCUGGGAAGUCCUGGAUAUAGUGGGAGAUGAGAUGGAUAGUCCCACAUAUGUCAUUCGUGUCCCCGGACACCUACGCACUCACCCAGUCUUUCAUGCCUCAAAGCUUGCACCUUUCGCUGAGACAGAUCAAUUCCCUUCCAGGAGAUCGAUGCUGCCCCCAACCAUGGAUGGACAAGUGGACAUCGACGACAUUGUGGAUCACAGGGAUAUGCCUGUUCCGAAGCCGCUGGGUCGAGGAAGACCUCCUAAACCCAAGAGAGAGUACCGCGUCAGAUUCAGGCAUCAUACGGAUCCAAAAGAAGAUCGGUGGUUUACCAGGGAGGAACUGAUUGAGACAGCUCCUCAGGUGGUGGCAGAAUAUGAGAGGCUACUGAAAGGGAAGGCACCUGCGAAGUAAGCAUCUCAGUGGACUUUUGAAGCUAAGGGGGAUGGAAUGUGAGGAUUGAGCCCUCAAGUAGGGGCCUUGCCAUAACAUACAUGUUCCGGGCUAAGGCCCCAGCAAGCCUCGUGCCCGCCCUAAGUGAAGGCGGGCCAGCAAAUCAACAAGAGCCCUUUGU
Chara braunii is the source of this 4741-nucleotide messenger RNA. Lineage: Eukaryota; Viridiplantae; Streptophyta; Charophyceae; Charales; Characeae. The record is from the annotation of a GenBank genome assembly.